AUGCAAAUGUGGCGGCGAAGUUUCGCUACGUCUGUUACCAGACUCAACCGAAGCCCAAUAAAAAAUUCUCAUCCCUCUCUUUUGCGAUGUGCGCAAAUCCUUCAAUCUAGCAAGGCUGGGGAGGCUUGCAGGUUUGAGGACCAAGAGGUCAAAAUCAACGGAUUCAUUCGGUCUGUACGAAAACAAAAGCGUUUUGCGUUCGCAGAAAUAUCCGAUGGAUCAACCUUGGAGCCAUUGCAGGCAAUAUUAAAACCUGCGCAAGCUGUCGAAGCCUUUUCUUCGUCUAGUCUGUCUACUGGAACUGCAGUUGAAAUCUCAGGAAUAUGGAAAGCUUGCCCACCGGGGAAAGAACAAACCCAUGAGCUCCAAACAACGGAGGUGACCGUGGUUGGCGCAUCGGAUCCAGAGACAUUUCCCAUCCAGAAGAAAUAUCAUAGUCCCGAUUUUCUUCGCCAGAUUCCCCACCUCCGCAUUCGAACGCCCUUCAAUUCCCUGCUCUCACGCUUUCGAUCUGAAUGCAUUUUCCAGCUUGGCAAUGUCUUCCACUCCCACUCAAAGGGAGCUUUUACACAAGUCCAGCCUCCAAUCAUAACAUCGUCUGACUGUGAAGGUGCCGGGGAAACGUUUACAUUAGCACCACGCGGUGCUGCUACACCUAGCGCUGAGAACGAACAUUUCUUCAGGGCCCCCAAGUACCUCACCGUGUCGUCGCAGCUGCACCUUGAAGCCUACGCUGCAGAACUGGGAAAUGUCUGGGCAUUAACACCUGUCUUUCGGGCCGAGAAGAGUGAUACACCGCGCCACCUCAGCGAAUUCUACAUGCUCGAGGCCGAGGUCAACUUCAUGUCCGAUCUUGACUCGCUUACCAGUCUGGUAGAGCAUACGCUACGCGAUUUGACGCGUCGACUGUACAAUACGACUGUGGGCCAAGAGAUCUUGUCCGCAAAGAGGUCUGGCGAAUCGGGGCAGGAAACGAGCGCCGAAGAGGCGGAAUACUUACGGCGAAGAUGGACCGACCUGAUGGAUGGACCGCAAUGGCACCGCGUUACAUACACCGAAGCAGUAGAGAUGCUCCAACGCGCUGUUUCUGAAGAAAGCGCAUCAUUCGAACAUGCCCCGACAUGGGAUGGAGGCCUACAACUUGAGCACGAAAAGUACAUCGUCGAGGUACUACACAAGGGCCGUCCUGUAUUUGUCACGGACUACCCGAAAUCAGUCAAGCCAUUCUACAUGGCUCCCUCCCAGAUAUCUGACUGCAGCAACAUCCCCGGGGAGACGGUGGCGUGUUUCGAUCUGCUGCUCCCCGAGGUCAGCGAAGUUGCUGGGGGAUCCCUGCGCGAGCAUCGUCUGUCAAAUCUCAUCGAGAACAUGCGCCAACACGGCCUGAUUAAGCCUCGAGAGCUGACCGAGUCCGGCGAACCAGCCUCAGCCGAGCCGCUGUAUCCUAAUCUUUCCCCAGGCGAGGACCUCAGCCAUCUACAGUGGUAUACUGAUCUCCGACGCUGGGGUUCCGCUCCCCACGGAGGGUUUGGGCUUGGCUUUGAUCGUUUUCUGGGGUAUUUGAGCGGCGUCUCUAGUGUGCGAGAUAUCGUAUCUUUUCCGCGAUACUUCGGUCGGUCUGAUUGCUAA
Messenger RNA from Penicillium soppii, 1629 nucleotides. Its product is annotated as asparagine--tRNA ligase SLM5. The coding region runs from base 1 to 1629 and encodes 542 amino acids. The record is from RefSeq and is a predicted model, not a curated record. The transcript is spliced from 3 exons. Gene Ontology annotation, molecular function: asparagine-tRNA ligase activity; ATP binding. Gene Ontology annotation, biological process: asparaginyl-tRNA aminoacylation. NCBI's taxonomy places the organism in Eukaryota, Fungi, Ascomycota, Eurotiomycetes, Eurotiales, Aspergillaceae. Gene Ontology annotation, cellular component: mitochondrion.